Angiostrongylus costaricensis is the source of this 711-nucleotide messenger RNA. Lineage: Eukaryota; Metazoa; Nematoda; Chromadorea; Rhabditida; Metastrongylidae. The record is from the annotation of a GenBank genome assembly.
AUGGACGAACAAAAAGGACUACAUACCGGUGCUGGAGAUUCUGCCGUUGGUCCUCCGAAAGAGCUGCUUGUACGUCAUCCGCUUCAAUCAAGAUGGGCUUUGUGGUAUUUGAAAGCAGAUCGAAACAAGGAAUGGGAGGAUUGUUUAAAGAUGGUUUCCCUCUUCGACACUGUCGAGGAUUUUUGGGCGCUCUACAACCAUAUACAGACAGCAAGCGGUCUUAAUUGGGGCUCUGACUAUUACUUGUUCAAAGAGGCCUGUUUCUCUAAAUUUAACCAACGUACAUGUCCUUUUACUAUGCUCAAUCUGCAGGGCAUCAAGCCGAUGUGGGAAGACGACAGUAAUGUUAAGGGUGGUCGUUGGCUUGUUGUUGUUGACAAACAGCGACGCACUCAGCUGCUUGAUUAUUACUGGCUCGAGCUCCUGAUGGCAAUCGUCGGUGAACAGUUUGAAGAUUUGGGUGAAUAUAUAUGCGGCGCCGUGGUCAACGUGCGGCAAAAAGGAGAUAAGGUUUCGCUAUGGACCCGUGACGCUUCUCGUGACGAUGUGAAUACCCGCAUUGGACUCGUGCUCAAGGCGAAACUGGAUAUCCCAGAUUCGGAACCUCUGAGAUACGAGGUGCAUAAGGAUUCUUCAGUGCGUACUUCAUCAAUGGUAAAACCACGCAUAAUGAUUCCAAAUAAGGAAGCAACUGCUACGACUGCCCGCUAG